Asparagus officinalis (garden asparagus) is the source of this 931-nucleotide messenger RNA. Its product is annotated as 30S ribosomal protein S10. The coding region runs from base 94 to 672 and encodes 192 amino acids. The record is from RefSeq and is a predicted model, not a curated record. Gene Ontology annotation, molecular function: structural constituent of ribosome; RNA binding. Gene Ontology annotation, cellular component: ribosome; mitochondrion; small ribosomal subunit. The transcript has 3 exons. Gene Ontology annotation, biological process: translation. Lineage: Eukaryota; Viridiplantae; Streptophyta; Magnoliopsida; Asparagales; Asparagaceae.
CUCAUCCACUCCUCUUCCUCGAGGAUAAAGAUAAACCUCUCUCUAGAGCUUUUCCCUCUCUCUCUCUCUCUCGAUCUCGAUCUCGAUUUCGCCAUGGCAGCAGUCUCCUCACUUUCGACAACUUUCUCUCUCUUAUCUCUCUCCUCGAACUCUCCCAACUCCAAACCCUCACUCUCUUUUUCUCUCCUCAGCUCCAAGCCCCGCUUCUCCCUUCAAUCUCGCCCUCUCCCUUCUAGAACCUGCGCCGCUCCCGAGGCCAUCGAGGCCCAAACCCUAGAACCGCCGACUGAAACCCUAGACGCUGGCUUCCAGGGAUCUGAUGAGGCUUCCCCUCUCUCCGUUGGCGCCGAUGCGGAAAAGAUGGCACCGAAGCAGAAAAUAAGAAUAAAACUAAGAUCCUUCUGGGUACCAUUAAUUGAGGAUUCAUGCAAGCAAAUCAUGGAUGCUGCCCGAACCACCAACGCCAAAACCAUGGGUCCUGUUCCCCUUCCCACAAAGAAGCGGGUCUACUGUGUUCUUAAAUCCCCCCACGUUCAUAAGGAUGCACGAUUCCACUUUGAGAUCCGUACUCAUCAGCGAUUGAUCGAUAUUUUAUAUCCUACAGCCCAAACCAUCGACUCAUUGAUGCAGCUCGAUCUUCCUGCUGGUGUUGAUGUCGAGGUCAAGCUCUAAUCUUAAGGAAAUGCGUAGCAUUCAUUAUGUUGUUUUUAUGAGUAGUUAUGUAAGAAAAGUUUCUGUUGUGUUUUGUGUAACUAAGGAGGAACGAAGAUUAUUGGUACCAGACUCAAGGAAUUUGGGUCUUUUUUGUUUCACUAGUAUUACUUGUGAGAUGAAGGAUGAUUGUGAUAACUGAUAAUGCGUACACUUCUCUUGCCCCUGGAGUUUUAUUUGGGUUGGCUGUUGAAAGCAGUAACAAUCAUUUGAAGGCCAA